Molecule: messenger RNA, 462 nt
Organism: Symbiodinium sp. CCMP2456
Lineage: Eukaryota; Dinophyceae; Suessiales; Symbiodiniaceae
Source: the annotation of a GenBank genome assembly
AUGGAACUGGUAGCUGACAAGAUUGGGCUCUUGGCCUCACCCGGUACGGGCCCCGUUGCGCGGGCACUGGAUGAGCACCCCGGGGCCCAGGAGCGUUUGGUCUUUCGCCUUGCGCGCCGCUUGGAGUCUUUUCGCGAGGACGGCCGCGCUUUGCAGAGCAGGUUCGAAAGGCAAACUUUGCCGGCCUUGAAGAAAAACUGCGCUGCUCUUCGACUUUGGCUGCACCGCAGGGAGGUGGGCGUGGCCCCACAAGCCUAUCGGGAUGCGGCUGAGGGCGAAACAAGUGCCGGGAGCGUGCGCGGCGCCGUCGCAGCUGCGGACCACAUCCUCGACCGUUUGGCCCAUGUGACGAAAGAGGUCGCCGCGUGGGAUCAGGCCCUCCGGACGCUGCGAUAUUUGCCAAGGAGUUCCUUGAAGCUUCCAGCAGCACCGGCAAACGUCAAGGCGGACUCCAGCACUGAG